UAAAUAAUCCUAGUCGGGUUUGUGGUGAGUGUCAGCCUUAACAAAAAGGGAGGACCUUCAUUAACUGGAGUUUUUCCUUUGCUACUCGAGACAUGUCGUGCAGUCUUCAGCUUCUUUUACGCACGCUGACUGACCACAACAAGCUCGCGGGCACGUUACGUAAGCGCGCAGCCUGGGCAGGCUUUUAAACAGAGGCUGAGGAGCUCCAGCUGGAAACUUUUUACUCUGCUGCUGAAAACCUCUGACACCUUCAACGUGUCUUCGUCCACAUUUUAUCACUUCAGCGUUAACCACACAGUCAUGUCAACGUAUAACAACAGCGCGUGCUUCAACGAGGCCAGGCGGGUGGCGAUUUUCGGGGGUACGCACGGGAACGAAAUGUCAGGCGUGACGCUCGUCAACCUGUGGGUGAAAAACAGCGCCGAGAUCCAGAGGAAAGGAGUCGAGACCAAGCCGUUCAUCACCAACCCCAAGGCUGUGGAGAAGUGCACGAGAUACGUGGACACAGACUUGAACCGAGCCUUCAGCCCGGAAAACCUCAGUGCCCCAGGAGGAGACGACCUGCCCUAUGAGGUUCGGAGAGCCCAGGAGAUCAACAGGAUGUUUGGACCCAAAGGCAGCCCUGAGGCGUAUGACGUCAUCUUUGACCUCCACAACACGACGUCCAACAUGGGCUGCACUCUGAUCCUGGAGAGCUCUAAAGACCACUUCAACCUCCAGAUGAUGAACUAUAUCAAGAAAGCCAUCGCUCCGGCCAGCUGUCUCGUUCUGCUGAAUGAACAUCCUCUUUUAAAAUAUUCCACUUCACGCUCUGUUGCCAAGCACCCUGUGGGUCUGGAGGUGGGCCCUCAGCCUCAGGGGGUUCUAAGGAGUAACAUCUUCGAAGCCAUGAGGAUAAUACUGAAACACGCCCUGGACUUCAUAGAGCUGUUUAAUGAAGGUAUGGAGUUUCCACCCUGUACAGUAGAAGUUUUCCGGGUGUUGGAGCGUGUGGACUAUCCCAGAGAUGCCAAUGGAAACAUCAUUGCCAUGGUUCACCCAAAUCUGCAGGACUGUGACUGGGAACCGCUGAACCCUGGUGACCCUAUGUUCCAAACAUUUGAUGGAAAGACCAUCCACUACCAGGGCCCAGGCACCGUCUAUCCAACUUUUAUUAAUGAGGCAGCCUAUUAUGAAAAACAACAGGCGUUUGUAACCACCAGGAGAGAAACUCUGGUAGCCAGUGCCAUCAGAAAAGCAUGAAAAAUGCUCUGUGAGGCUAACAAGGAUUGGGAUUUCACAGUUUCUUUUUUAGCCUCCACAUGAAAAUCUGUAUAGUUUUUGCACUUUGUUCUGUUAGAAAAAGACAGACUUUUCCUCACAUAAUGACUAGAAACCAUCUUUUUCACACUGAUUUAGUUUUCUAUGCGUUUACUAUCAGAAAAUGUAUUAACUAUGCAAAAAGCAUUUGCAAAGAGUCACUGUGAGAGUCUUUGAUUGAAGACUUGUACAUUGCUGUGGUAUUUAUGAUAUUGCUGUUAUUUUAAGAUUACAUUUACAUAAAAUCCUUUACAUUUAUGAUAGCAAAAGAAAGGACUAGUAAGUAAUGGCUAACGAGUAAAUAUUCACACUCCUCUUACUGCUCAGGACGGCCAUGGGGAUCAAAUCCUGCAACAUUUUGACCCAAAACUCUUCUUGUUUGUCUUCUUAAUAUUUCUUUGUGACAUCUUUGGCAGGGUGUUUGUGGCCUUUUUUAAUUCUACCUACCUGUAACUCCUGUGGUUGCAUCUGUGGUGCUGUCCUAUUGUUGCCUUACUUGAGAUUUCACAGAAAAUUGCACAACUAAAUUUGGAGGGAAAAUUUGUAGAUUAUACGUGUCUGAUUUUAAGAUAUUAUUUUGAUAAGAAAUGCUAAAUGUUGUGUUCCUCUAAACUCAUGGGAUGCAGGUGAAAAACAUGUUUUAUAAUAAUAUAUCUGUGUGUCUAUUUUGAUAUACUUGUACUGUACAUUUGAUUUUAAGUGAUGUAUAAACCUCGUUAAAUCAUGGGAAGCAGAUUUACUUUCUAAUAUUUGUAGGUCUUUCUCGUCUAUGAGUGUAUUCACUGUGAACUUGAACUUGUUCAUUUUUCAUUCAGCAAUAUUUUUGGUAGCACCAUUUAUAUGAUUCGUACUGUUAACUGUCCUGUGGAAAUCAUCAAAUCAAUAAAUCUUGUACUGUGCUUGA
Cheilinus undulatus (humphead wrasse) is the source of this 2203-nucleotide messenger RNA. It is a transcript of the gene aspa, whose product is annotated as aspartoacylase. Lineage: Eukaryota; Metazoa; Chordata; Actinopteri; Labriformes; Labridae. The coding region runs from base 301 to 1242 and encodes 313 amino acids. The transcript is spliced from 6 exons. Gene Ontology annotation, molecular function: hydrolase activity, acting on carbon-nitrogen (but not peptide) bonds, in linear amides; hydrolase activity, acting on ester bonds. The record is from RefSeq and is a predicted model, not a curated record.